This is a messenger RNA of Epinephelus fuscoguttatus (brown-marbled grouper), 1511 nucleotides long. It is a transcript of the gene iba57, whose product is annotated as iron-sulfur cluster assembly factor IBA57. Gene Ontology annotation, molecular function: protein binding. Gene Ontology annotation, cellular component: mitochondrial matrix. Lineage: Eukaryota; Metazoa; Chordata; Actinopteri; Perciformes; Serranidae. The record is from RefSeq and is a predicted model, not a curated record. The transcript is spliced from 3 exons. The coding region runs from base 131 to 1201 and encodes 356 amino acids.
AUAUCAAAAAUGGAGCCCAUGCUGCGCAAGUCAACAGCGCUGUCCUGUGUUAUGUAGCCGUUUGCUGCUGUCAUAGGCGGAGUAGACCCUUAAACUAAACACGUAACACACUCCUGUGACAGUGAACAACAUGGGGGUUCUGUGUUUCGCCCGUGGUGCGUUCACGUCCGCCACAAAAUACAGUGGUCGGUUUGUGUGCGUAACGUUUCUCUCCGGUGUUACAGCUCCAGCAGGUGUCCGUGUCCGACGGUACAGCCAGAGACAGGUCCCCGGACAGUAUGUGUGCUACCACCUUCCUCACAGGACGUUGCUUAAAAUCCAGGGACAAGACACGAGCCCGUUUCUUCAGGGGAUUAUAACCAACGACAUGGGGCUGCUGGUGGAGCCUGGACUCACUGCCAUGUACUCACACAUGCUGAAUGUACAGGGGAGGACUCUGUAUGACAUCAUGUUGUACAGACUAAAAGAAGCUGAUGCAGGACAGGGUGUCUUCCUGGAGUGUGACAGCACAGUUAGAGACUCACUCUUGAGACAUUUGAAGGUGUACAAGCUCCGCAGAAAGGUCAACAUAAACCCCUGUCCAGAGCUCUCGGUGUGGGCGGUGCUUUCCAAGCAGAAGGAGGCAGGUGAAAAGGCCAGUAAACCUGAGCUGUCCUCCCCAGACAAAGCUCUGGUAUGGGAGACUGAUCCUCGAACUGAGGACAUGGGCUGGAGACUGGUGUUGGACAAUCAAACUGACCCCUUGGAUGUCAUUGCAUCAUGUCAGAAAGGUGACACGGGGGAGUAUCACAGACAUCGUUAUGCAAUAGGACUUCCUGAGGGAGUGAAGGACCUUCCGCCCGGGGUGGCACUACCACUCGAGUCGAACCUCGUCUACAUGCAGGGUAUCAGCUUUAGCAAGGGCUGUUACAUUGGCCAGGAGCUCACAGCCAGGACUCAUCACACUGGGGUGAUUCGGAAACGCCUGAUGCCAGUGCGCCUGUCAGCUCCAGUCCAAGACCUCGAGGAAGGUGCCGCGCUGCAAACGCAGUCGGGCAAACCAGCUGGGAAGCACCGAGCAGGGGUUGGAGAGCUGGGUCUGGGUGUAAUCCGCAUAGCUCAUGCCAAAGAGGCUUUGAUGCUCAAAUCUUCUGACGACACCACAGUGACACUUGAGGUCUCUGUGCCAGACUGGUGGCCUGAAGACGCGAAAAUCAAGUGAAGAGGAGGAUGUUUUAUUGUUCCCUGAAAUGUGACAUAGAUCGCAUCUGACAGACUUCUCAUAGACACAACCCUGAAGUACAGUAUGUUACUCUGUCAUUGCUUAAUAGCUGUGUGGCACUUACCCAUAUUUGUUUUUGUUUUGUUUGUAAGAAAACAUACUUUUAGAGUGAUUUCCUAACUGUAAAGUAUCACUAACCACAAACCACAGAAUUAUGUUAUUUAACUGAUCUACUGCAGCAUUAUACAACAGGAUAUACCAAAGGUGAGAUGGUAUUGGUGGUUGUUGAAUAAAUAUGCAAGAAAGCAAU